CAAACAAAUGACAGUUGUAAACAAACCGCGCGCGAUUAUGUUCCAAAGAGAAAUGUUGAAAUUCUUCUAAUUUCCUCAAAUCCACAUUAUUCAUAAUUUAAUUAUGUACGUAGCGUUAGUACACAGAAGUUCGAUAUUCUAUUAAACUUGACUUAGAUAUUACUAAGAUGAAUGAAGACAUUAAUAUUACGUUUAUCAUACCAGAAGAUUGCAGUGAUGAAAAUGAGUGUUCUGAAGAAAUGCAAUUGGCUUUUACCGCCUGUGAGCAGCACAGUGGCGGAGGGAUCAAACCUAAAUGGGUGCAGCAGUGUCAGUGGAAGAAAUUUGAAGGCCUAACUAAAAGAGAUGUAUUUGUCUUAUCUCAAUUUGAGGGAGAGUUAUUUGAUAGAUUAAAAAGUACCAAAUGCUUACUCGUCGGUCCCCGCUGCUUAUCAUGUUGCUUGAUGGAAGGUACUCCCAUCCCUUCAGCACCAGAACCUGUGUUCACCAUAGCGAUGAGAGGACUGGUUGUAACGGCAAGUGGGCUAUCAAAACAACAGAAGGAAAAAAUUAAACAAAGAGUUCACUGGAUGGGUGGACUGUAUAGUACAGUGUUGACGGAAGACACAACUCAUCUUGUUUCUGAUACGGUCUUAUCUGAUAAGUAUAUUAAAUCAGUCGAAAGGGACAUACCUGUAAUGAGUGAGUCAUGGGUGGAUGCUGUUUGGGAAGCGUCGUUACGUCUCAAUGUUAACGGGUCGUCAUCUGAAUUUGAUGAAUACAAACUACCACCGUUUGCUAACUUACAGGUCACGACAUCAGGUAUAAGCAAAAAGGAAAAACAAAAUAUAAUGAAGUUAGUCAAUGAAAACGGUGGCGUGUUCUCUGGAGCUUUUCAGAGUGAGACGACUGACGUUGUUGUGUUAACUAAGGAGGGUGUUGGGAGCGAAAAAUACAAAGCGGCGGUUGAGUAUGGCAAAGCCUGUGUAGUUCCAGCUUGGGUUGUUGAGAGUGCUCGUAAAGGAGUUUGUGAACCGUUAGCCAAGUAUCGUGUAGCUGGUGCCUCUACGUCUUCACCGCUGGCAGAACACCGAUUACCAGAUAUGAGUCUAAAUUUUUCUCGCAUAACAAACUUGAAACCACCAAACAAUUUUGUUGACGAAAGCAGAGCUGUGGACAUGUCUACGUUAUCCUGUAAGAUGAAGUUAUCACAGGAAAGUAGGAAAUCGCACGACUCGUCGUUCGAUAAGGAAAUAAUAGCAGAGUUUGAAAAUUUCGACAUGAGUUGUAUUAAAAAGGCUGGACCUAUCUUUGAUGGAUUUUGUAUCUGGGUGUCGGGCCUGUCGGGGGUGGCCCGCGAGCGCGCCGCCGCGCUCAUCUCGCGCUGCGGCGGCGUGCGCUACGACCAGCCGCACGAGCGCGUCACGCACACGCUCGCCACGCGCGCCGCCGCGCCCGCCGCGCGCCGCGCGCUGCCCGCCGCGCCCGUGCUGUCCGCGCUGUGGCUGCCGCGCUCCGUGCGCGCCGCGCGCGCGCUGCACGAGGCGGAGUUCCUCCUCGAGUCUGAACCCGUCACGCCAGUUAAAUCCAGUACUCGUAAGCCGAACAUCGAAACCGCGUCCCCCAUGAGCAAACGCAACCUGCAGCUGCUUCGUAAACCACUAAAUUUGCCACCACCGGUAACGGAGGCCGAACCUGAGCCUGAAGAGAAAGAUGAGCUCGUCAAUCAUUAUUUGAGCCAAGUAGCCCCUGAACCACAAGAGAAAACACCGGAACCAGCGCCCGGUCCUCAAGAACCAGAUGUAACUGAAGAUGUGACGAAUGAUCCAACGGAAGAAAUAGAACAGAUAUUUAGAGGUAUAAAGAUCGAAGUUCACGGUUUGGAUGAUGAUGCGAUAUGUGAAAUCGGUGCGGAAGUAGCGGCCGCUGGUGGUUUACUGGUGGCUGCUGGUACUGGCGGCUCGUACGCGCUGGUGCCGUUGGACUGGGAUAUGCAGGCAUCAGUGGAGAUGGUCACUGUCUUCUGGAUUAAAGACUGCCUAUCCCAGCAAGAGUUGCUUCCCGUGCAAUACUACCAUCGGCCCGUGAAACUGCCUCAGUGGAACGGUCCAGGACCUCUGGUGGGUGUGGUGGCGAGUCUGAGUACCUACAGUGGAGUCGAACGGGCUUUCCUAGAUGAAUUAGCUAAAUUACUUGGAGCUACUACCCAGCUCCGUUUCUGCCGUCGCAACACGGCCACGGCGCUGGCGUCCACCCACCUGAUUUGCCCCGCGGCGGCGGGCGACAAGUACCAGGGCGCCGUGAAGUGGGCGCUGCCGGCCGUCACGGCGGGCUGGCUGCUGGGCUGCGCGCGCGCGGGCAGACGCCUGUCCGAGCGCGGCUUCCUGGUGGGCGACACCGCGGGUGAGCCGUCCGGCCUUGUAGCCGCCUGCCCGAGCGCGGCUUCCUGGUGGGCGACACCGCGGAAUAAUAAGAUAAUAUUCAUGUUUUCAGCGCCACCAUCACCCGAACAAUCUAGGAAUUCUGGAAUCCAACCAGAGCCUGAAGCUAAAUGUACAAAUGAACAAAGAGACAAAGAAAAUACAAUGCGCCCGCCAGCAGCUAACAAUAUAAUCCGGCGAGGGUCUUCCAGCAAAGAACAGACACCAAAGGGAAAAAUCGGAACUGAUAGCGAUGCCGAUAUGUCACCAGCCUCACGUUACAUAGCGAUGGCUCGGCAAGGGCUACUGGGAUGUGACUCGCAGGAAACCCCGAAACGAUUGCAAGAACUCAAGGAAGAUGGUAAACAAGGAGACAUCCGAACACCUCCGCUAGACGAUGCUCUGUCCACCCCCAACCUCAUGGGUCUGAGUCCCACUACGCGAAGAAGGUUGCAGGCAGUAAGGCGAGGGGAAAUGCCCUCCGAUCCCAUAAGGACACCGGUCGACCCCUUCGAUAGAAACCCUGAAACACCGGAUAGCGCGUUCGGAGCGGCCCUUCGUCCUGGUUCAGGGCGAUUAUCCCCCGAAGCGAGGAAACGUCUCUGGAAAGUCGUGAACGAUUUGCCUUCUAAACAACAAGAUACAUCGCGUGAUAAGCAGACACCGUUAUCAGAGAUCCGCAACAGAUAUCUGGCCCAGUUCGCGGCGGGCGCGGCCACGCCACCGGUAGAGCUACCAACCGUUCCCAGAAAGUUACACUUACAGGAUCAAGCUGAUACCCCGCCUCCGAAGAUAGCAAAGCUGUCUGUCGAUCACAGCGCUGGUGGACGCAACGUAAGCGAAAUAGAACAAAUAGAUGACAACGCCAAAACCUCAAUCAGCGCUCGUAGCGCUACAAACGACAUUGAAAAAGAUCCAUACAACAAUCGUAGCACUGUAAACGACAGUGGAAAGGAUCAAUUCAGCACUCGCAGCGCUACAAAUGACGUUGGCAAUAAUACAUCAAGCAAUUGCAGUGCUGCAGGUGGUGAUGAAUCGUCAAGCGCUCGUGGCGCUGCUGGUGCUUUAGCUGCCGGUGUUGACGUCCAGCUGCAGCGCUUAAAUGCUGUGCUUACUGGGAGAUUGAGCACACAAAGAAAGAGGACUCGAGAUUCGAUAGCUUCUAAUCCAGAGCCCGCACCCGCAUCGGAAGUAGAUGCGUGUCCAGAGUCUCAGCCAAACACAGUAGGGUGGGACGAUGCCGCACCUGUCGCCGCCCCUUCCGCCCCUUCCGCCCCUGUCAAGAGAAAGUUCAUGCUCUCCUCCAAUGUCGACAAUCGUGAAGAAAUCGUGGAGAUGAUCCAGCAACUGGGCGGUGAGGUGAGCGACGGAUCUGAACUAGACUUGGAGGCGACUCACUUGCUGUGUGCGGCGCCUGGACGAAGUGAGAAAAUGUUGGGUUCAAUAGCGGCUGGGAAGUGGGUUCUGCAUCCCGCAUACGUGGCGCGGAGUCGUCAAUCUGGCCGCUUUCUGCAGGAAGAAGAGUUCGAGUGGGGCAACCCUCGCGCGACGGCCUUACCGACGCUGUCCGGAGGAGAGAAGGCGCUGGCGCGAGCGGCGCACCGCUGGCGGUCGGCGCGUGAGCUCCGCGACAGCGCGCCCUUCAGCGACACGCGCGCGCUGCUGCACGUGCCGGCCGCGCGCCGCCGCCUGCUGGCGCGCCUGCUGCACGCGGGCGGCGGCCUGGCCGUCCCCGACGAGCCACCGUACACCGACGACAGUAUAACAGUAUGCUUCGCAGAUAUAAAGAGAUAUCCAUUAUCCGAUAGAGACGCAGCCUGGCUCAUAUCUAAGCGUAUACCGGUCUGUCCGCCGGUACUACUCAGUUCUUAUCUAACUGAUGAAGUGCCUCCCGACCCAGUUGAACAUUGCAUAGCAGAAUAUAGGCCUAAAUGAUUUUAAAUAUUGACAAUAUGAUGUAUAAUAAAUUAAUUUACGUUUUUUUA
Melitaea cinxia (Glanville fritillary) is the source of this 4384-nucleotide messenger RNA. RefSeq names its product DNA topoisomerase 2-binding protein 1-like (gene mus101). Bases 168 to 4334 code for a protein of 1388 amino acids. The record is from RefSeq and is a predicted model, not a curated record. Gene Ontology annotation, biological process: mitotic G2 DNA damage checkpoint signaling; DNA replication initiation; mitotic DNA replication checkpoint signaling. NCBI's taxonomy places the organism in Eukaryota, Metazoa, Arthropoda, Insecta, Lepidoptera, Nymphalidae. The transcript has 26 exons.